CAGUUGCGGUCUGCGGAGUGCGGGGUAAUGGCAGAACGCGGAGUUAUUUUUAGAGUUAUGCUUUGUAAACUAUGGUAGUAGUCCGCAAAAAUAAACAGUUAUUGUUUAAAAUGAAUGUGUAAUAAAAUACACGAGGAUCUCGAAAUGAAGUGAUUAUAUCAGUGUUUUACGCGCCCUGGUCUUCAAUUUUCGUCCAUGUAUUGUUGCUCUUUUCUUUCUCGGCUGGGAGUCGGCAUGGCGAGCAUGAGCUCCACGCUCGUCGAGACGGUCUCCAUCAACUAUGAGGACUUUAACGAGAGCUUCCUCACCUGCGGCACCUGUUUAUGUACAUACGAUGGCGGCGAACAUACUCCAAAAUUGCUUCCGUGCUCUCACACUGUCUGCUUACAUUGCCUCACUCGUAUAGCAGCCUCACAAACCCGAGACGCUGGUAGCUUCCGCUGCCCUAUCUGUCGCGAACUCAUCACCAUACCGCGCGGAGGCGUCCCAGCAUUACCACCUUCAUUCCUCGUCAAUCAGCUUUUGGAUUUAAUGGCAAGACAACGCCGUGAAGUUAUACCCCAAUGCAGUUCCCACCCGGGAAGAGAGCUUCUCUUUUGCGAAACCUGUGACUGUGUUUUCUGCAGGCAUUGUGCCGACGGUCCCCACAGUGAUACACCCUGUGAUCACACAGUAGUGCCGUUUUCGAUAGCUUUAAAAAGAAUGUCUGAAAUACUCUUGUAUAGAGCCAAUGAGUGCCUGAGUAAGCUUGGAGCGGCCAGGGAGGCCGUGGCAAGUGAAUUGAGAAGAUUGGAAGCGGCUGCUACAGCGGCUGAUGACGCUAUAGAUAGACAUUUUGCAGAAUUAAGAAGUGCUUUAGAUAAGCGACAUAACGAAUUAAAGUCGGCUGCCAGUGCCGCUGCAACGCAUAAACGGAAGCUACUUGAAGAGCAACUGAAAUUAAUAGAUGCUGAAAAGACAAAGGUGGAAGCAGAAUGUAAUGGCCUCCAGCAGCAAGUAGAAGUUCGGGAAGUCAGUAGCCGUGCAGCAGCAUUGGGAGCCAGGUUGGGUGAUGCAGCAGCUCUGGCGGAACCACGGGAGAACGCCUUUUUAGCGGUUGAUUUUGCGCACAAUGAUGCCCACCAGAGGUUGACCGAAGCUUUGGCUGAAUUGGGAAGGGUUCGGACCAGUACAACAUUCCCUGGCUUAUGCACUUUACAGUUAGAAUCAUCUUGUGUCUGUGGUCUGGAAGUGGUAGUCUCUCUUCGCACUGUGGAUUAUCAUGGUGAACCUCGGAGCACUGGCGGCGAUCCUGUUACUGCAGCCGCUACACUUGAUGAUGCGCCAUUGCCCUGUACGGUGACGGACUUAGAUUGUGGGAUGUACAGAAUUACAAUGCGUCCGUGGAGCGCAGGUGCAAUUUGCGUACGCGUGCUCGUCUUCUCGCGAUCUGUACGUGAUUCGCCUUUACGGGCACGAGUCGAGACGCAUGCUGCGCCCGAACUUGUUUGGGGGUCACGGGGUACUGGCAAGGAACAAUUGAGUCAGCCGGUUGCGCUUGCUAGAUGUCCCAAACGUCGGGAGAUAUACGUUCUUGACGCUGGAAAUUCUCGUGUGAAAGUAUUAGAUGAUGAGACAUUUGCAUUUAAAACUCACAUAGUCAAUGAAGGUUUAGCAGGUCGCAGUUGUACGGGUAUAGCUGCGACGUCAGAGGGCGUGGUAGCAGUUAACUGGCGAACUAGAACUGUAACUGAGGUGAACAUAGACGGUUCUACUCUCCGCACAAUAAAGUCUGAUCGCUUAGUGGAGCCCGUUUGCGUAGCGGCCGAUAUAGGCUCGAGAAGACUGGCUGUGGCCGACAAUGGAGCGAGGACUGUGUUUGUGUUUGACGGGGACGGGAAUAUUGAGAGAGAGAUAGACAGCGGUAACUUGGGUCUGGUGGGAGGUCUUGCGCUCACUGAGGACUUGAUAAUAGUCGCAGAUGUAGCGGUGAGAAUUUACGACUCCGAAGGGAAUUUGCUGUCCAUACGUGCGACUGUGCCUAAGGGUCGCGGCGGUUAUGGUGGCAUAGCAUUGGAGCGAACCGAGAAUGGUUUACAUAUCGUAUGCGCACGUUCCAUACGCGGCCGGCCCGCUAUCGUCGUACUGGAAGCAGAGGGCUCGGGUGGUAUAGUGGCGGGGUGCGAGCUGGCUGAAAAGAGACCCAGGAGGGUCGCGGGUUUGACGCUUCUGCCUAAUAAAAAGGCAUUAUUGGCUGACCUAGCGGGAGACUGUUUGAGACUGCACACUUAUUGGUGAAUGAUGGUGAACGAAAUGAGUGAAAGUCUUCAAGCGGGGAGUGAUGAAUGGUGAACGAAUUUCAUGCUAGUCCGUUGUAACUGAGAAACGAAUGAUGGCCAUAAUCUCGCGCGAUUCCUACCAAAGACGUAGUGCCGAGAGCACGGACGCCAUGCGAAUGAAAAUGUCACAUACUUAGUACUACGUAGUGCCCAAUAGAUGGCGUUGUUCUUAAAUUUAAAAUAAAAUCAUAUCCAUAUGAUAAAGUUAAUCGAUUAUUUUCUUUUCAAUUUUGUGGAAUAUUUUCAUUCGCGCGGCAAUAGUUGUACUUACAGUAUUUAUUUCGUUUUAAGUUUCUCUAAGAACUCAAUGUUUUUGUAGUUAAUUUUUCGACUGAUUUUUUUUCUAUGUGACAUAUUUUAUUCGAUUUUCGUAUUUCUUACUAGUCCUGUUAUUUCUUUAGUUCACGUGUUUAAACACGAUAAGUUUAAAGGAAAUUAAUUCAAUGUCUGAGUCAAGACCUCAUUUGAAUGACAACAAUAAUGAUAAGUAUGUUAAUGAUUUUCAUUAAAAUAUGCUAAUAUAAUGAUUCACUUCAGACAAAAUUCGCGUAGUUCCUGUUCCCGU
Pieris rapae (cabbage white) is the source of this 2883-nucleotide messenger RNA. Its product is annotated as tripartite motif-containing protein 3. Bases 196 to 2277 code for a protein of 693 amino acids. Lineage: Eukaryota; Metazoa; Arthropoda; Insecta; Lepidoptera; Pieridae. Gene Ontology annotation, biological process: positive regulation of DNA-templated transcription. The transcript is spliced from 13 exons. The record is from RefSeq and is a predicted model, not a curated record. Gene Ontology annotation, molecular function: zinc ion binding; ubiquitin-protein transferase activity; protein binding. Gene Ontology annotation, cellular component: chromatin; nucleoplasm.